AUGUGCAUUACUGAUGAUGAGGAGCCGACAGGGACCUCAAAGGAGGUUGCUUCGGCAGCUUGUGCCCAAGCUGCUGCAGAUCCUGUGGAGAUAAUAGAUAGUGACACCGAGCUAAACCCGCAUGAUGGCAGCCAGGUGCCUUUGAGCACAGUCCCCUUGGUCAGUGCCGAAACGCAGGAAGCAAGCUCCGACCUUCCAGUCGGUGACCAGACCUUUGCAAACCCUCAGUUCUUUCCGUUCAUGUGCAUUGAUUCGGACGAUGAAGAUGUGCAAGCUGCUCCACUGACCAAGUGGCCGGGCGAAGCAGCUGUUGUUGCGCCCAACCUCCUAUCAUUCCGUAGGUCCGACACGAGUGCUUCUAACGUGCUGGUGCCAGAAGAUCUGGAUAAGGAUGAUUCUGCCAGCUAUGUAGGUGGCAGCACAGACAGUCUAGAGAAGUCGAUGGCUGCUGUGCGUUUGACGAGCCAGGAAGCAACCCGGCUGCGAGGAUUGCAUGCGCUCGAUGUGGCUCCGAAUGAUGUUGUGCCGGUGCCGAAGGUGAGUAAAUAUCCCGAGGUUUCCCCGCCCCAGCCGGAGUUCCUGGAAAGCAUGGACAAGUGUGUAGCAGAGGCUGAACCACCUUUGUACAACUCGACUGGCCUGGCAGGCGGUAAGAACAAGCGCCGUCGUCGAGGCAAGCAACCAGAAGGACACGUUUCCAAGAAACGCAAGGCCGGCGGUCAUGAGGAAGAUGCUGGCAAUGCCCACGAUGAUCAUGAUGAUGAUGACGACGGGGAGCCUAUGCCUGAGGAUGAAGAGAUGGAUGAGCCUACCCCCGAGCCGGUGAAGGCUUCUGCUAGGAAGCAGAAGCAUGUGGCCGAGAACAAGAAAAAAGCAACCGUGGAGGAAAAGGUGCCUGACAACAAGAAAGCGCCCGUGGACCCCAAGAACCCAGAGGUGACCGAUGCUGUUUGCAAGAAAGCUGCCAAGAAAGCCGUGGAGCCAACAGUGGACCCUCCCGUGGAUGCAAAGGUUCGUGUGCCCAAGAAAGCGAAGGUCGUGGAGCCGAAGAAAGCGGAGCCCGUGGCUGUGGAUGCAAAGGUGGCCGACAAAGACGAGGGUGCAGCCGCCCAGGUUGGGAAAGAGGAUGGAGUAUCGAGUGAUGAUCUUCCGAGCCGGGAGGAGCUGGAAAAGAAGGGUGCCUUCGUGCCGCCAGACCAUAUCCAUGGCAACAACAUAUACAGCAAUGCUUACCGCCAGAGCUUGAAGACGGACAAUUGCAAAGAAAAAGCAAAAACUCAGGGGCGCCGUGCCACUGCGAUUUUCAAGGCCUAUGGACUUUGUUUGCCGGAGAUGAUCGGGUCGUUCCGCAGUGCCAGAAGGAAGCCCAAUUCCAUCAAGCAGGGCACUGCUGAUGCUGAGGCCAAGCAGGACUGA
Symbiodinium sp. CCMP2592 is the source of this 1416-nucleotide messenger RNA. Lineage: Eukaryota; Dinophyceae; Suessiales; Symbiodiniaceae. The record is from the annotation of a GenBank genome assembly.